GGCAGUUUGGGGUUCACUUCACCCUUACAGCAGUGACAGAAGAAGCGAUGUUGAGAAACCGCGGCAGCCUCCGCCAUUUUUUCCCUGACUCCGGGACAAACAGUGACGUCCGUCCUCCCACUCGCGGAAAGAGAGGGUCCGCCACUACCCCGGCAUGCAACACAGUCUCGUUGCAACUCCGAAAACUGCCGAAGAUGACUCUGGAAGAGUCAAACCUGUGCUCCCUGCUCCUGAGGGAACACUUUGGGGAAGUCGUGGACCGAGUCGGAACCCACCUCAUCCGGACCGGGGCUCAGCCUCUGAGAAUGAUGGCGCACGACACCGGGACCCCGCUAGACCUGGUGAAGAAGGCCCUGUGCGUGCUGAUCCAGCACAGCCUGGCCUGGUUCCGGGUGAGCCGGCGUGGGCAGGUGGAGUACGAGGCGGAUUGCACCCGGGUCCUGCGGCUCCAGCGCUACCCGCGGUACAUCUACACGGCGAAGACGCUGUACGGAGACACCGGCGAGCUGGCCGUGGAGGAGCUGCUGCAGCAUGGGAAGAUGAGCAUGAGCAGAGUGGUGAGGAGGGUGGCAGACCGGCUCACUGACUCCAUGGAGGAGGGGAAGUCGAUGGAGCACAGCGAGGUUGCGAACACGUUCACCAAGCUGGUGGAGACGCACUUCCUGCAGCGCUGCCCCCUGGUGUCGGAGGCUGAGAAGAGCGAGGGGGCGAGACCCCAGCCUGCUCCCACCCUGCAGGAGCCGACCAAUGACAUGUACACCCUGCCCGAGGUCAACCUGGCCGGGCGAGGGAAACGCAGGAGGUCUGUCGAUGACACAGAGGGGGAAUCCAAAAGCAAGAGAUCCCGACUUGACCCCCAGGACACAGAGCCCGCGCUGGAUGACGGUAUUUACUGGCAGGUGAACUUGGAGAGGUUUCACCAGCACUUCCGAGACCAGGCCAUCAUAGCAGCGGUGGCCAGCAAACUGGACCAGACGAGCAGCGAGAUCGUGCGCACCAUGCUGAGGAUGAGCGAGGUGACCACCACACCCGGAGCAGCACACACGCAGCCGCUGUCAUCCAACGAGAUUUUCCGCGCGUUGCCGGCCGGCUACAGCAUCUCCAAACCGGUUUUGGACCAGUACCUGUCCCUGCUGGCUGAUGACCCGAUGGAGUUUGUCGGAAAGUCGGGGGACAGUGGAGGAGGCAUGUUCGUCAUCAAUCUACACAAGGCCCUCGCCUGCCUGGCCAAGGCAGCACUGGAGUCCGUGGUGCAGGAGAGGUUCGGCUCCCGCUCUGCUCGUAUCUUCCGGCUGCUCCUGAGGAAGAGGCACUUGGAGCAGAAGCAGGUCGAGGAUUUCGCCAUGAUCCCGGCAAAGGAGGCGAAAGACAUGCUGUACACCAUGCUGUCUGAGAACCUGGUCUCAUUACAGGAAAUCCCCAAGACCCCGGACCACGCCCCCUCCAGAACCUUCUACCUGUACACGGUGAACCCCCUCCCCACCGCCAGACUGCUGCUGCAGCGCUGCUACAAGACGGUGGCCAAUCUGAUCAAGAGACGUCAUUACGAGACGAAAGAGAACAAGCGUCUCCUGGAUAAGUCCCAGAGGAUCGAAGCCAUCAUUGCCUCCAUGCAGGUGACUGGAGCGGAGGAGACUCAGCUAGCGGAGAUCGAGGAGAUGAUCACUGCGCCCGAGAGACAGCAGCUUCAGAAACUGAAGCAGGACGUCAACAAACUCGACUCCAGCGAGAACCAGGUGGACGAGACCAUCUUCCUGCUGGAGUCCUACAUCAGCUCCACCCUGUCCCCUCACUGACUGGGAGAGAGUCCUACAUCAGCUCCACCCUGUCCCCUCACUGACUGGGAGAGAGUCCUACAUCAGCUCCGCCCUGUCCCCUCACUGACUGGGAGAGAGUCCUACAUCAGCUCCGCCCUGUCCCCUCACUGACUGGGAGAGAGUCCUACAUUAGCUCCGCCCUGUCCCCUCACUGACUUGGAGAGAGUCCUACAUCAGCUCCACCCUGUCCCCUCACUGACUGGGAGAGAGUCCUACAUCAGCUCCGCCCUGUCCCCUCACUGACUGGGAGAGAGUCCUACAUUAGCUCCGCCCUGUCCCCUCACUGACUGGGAGAGAGAUCUACAGCAGAGAAAUUAAAAUAAACUUAAUAAAUUCAAUGACUGUCAAACUCCGGGACUGAGAAUUACUAAAAUAAACUUAAAAUUCAAUGACAAGAUCUUUUUAACUUCCAUUGAAGACGAUGAGAAAGACUUGCAGUCUAAAUGUUUGUCAUUGAAUUAAAUUUUUGUCACGUUGGCUCUGGCGCCCCCGGAGGUUUAGGGAGGCAAAACCGCCAGGGACUGUUUCUCCUCAUCGAGCUACAGCGGACCCUGCCAGCCCCGCCCCCCCAGCGAGCUCAGAGCGGACACCCGCAGGGCUUAUCCUCCAGGGGGCAGUCACGUGCUGACCUCCGCUCUGGAGUUGCUGGGUGUGGAAGAGGAAGCUGGCUCGCUCGUGGGAUCGGAGGACUCUCCCCGAACCUUCUCCUGAGCAGCUGUGCGAGGGGUUACUGAGGUGAGGGGAGGGAGUGUAAUGGGACAUUAUAAUUUAAGGGGAGGGGAGAGCCCUCUAAAGAAAAAAAAUCUUAUUCUUUCAUGUUUACUGAGGACAUAAACAGUUCAAAUAAAUAAGUCAAAGCAGA
Acipenser ruthenus (sterlet) is the source of this 2679-nucleotide messenger RNA. RefSeq names its product DNA-directed RNA polymerase III subunit RPC3-like. Gene Ontology annotation, molecular function: single-stranded DNA binding. The record is from RefSeq and is a predicted model, not a curated record. The transcript is spliced from 15 exons. Gene Ontology annotation, cellular component: RNA polymerase III complex. Bases 48 to 1796 code for a protein of 582 amino acids. Gene Ontology annotation, biological process: DNA-templated transcription. NCBI's taxonomy places the organism in Eukaryota, Metazoa, Chordata, Actinopteri, Acipenseriformes, Acipenseridae.